Molecule: messenger RNA, 1893 nt
Organism: Morchella importuna
Lineage: Eukaryota; Fungi; Ascomycota; Pezizomycetes; Pezizales; Morchellaceae
Exons: 6
Coding region: 1-1893 (630 amino acids)
Source: RefSeq, a predicted model, not a curated record
AUGGCAGAUAUCUCCAAAAAAUUCGAAAAAACAAUCUUCCAGGACCAAUUCCCCCCGGAAGUCGUCCAACCUUUGGCGCAACUCAUCAUGCUCGACGCCAACCACGGCGACAGCAACAUUAUCGACAUGUGCGUUGAAGACCUCCGAAACGGCCGAUAUGUCGGCAAAUCCUGGCGGCGUUUCCUGAUCGAUGUGGGGCCAGAUGUUAACGCUGUAAACCGUAACGUCAUCAGGGUGAUCGUAGCGUACAAGUUCCCAAUUGGUCCCGGUGGAGAUCAACCAUUGGGAGACGAUGUUGAGCCGAAGAUUCAAAUGGUGCAGUUUACGCAUACUGAUGAGGACCAUAGUGGGGGAGCUUGUGCGCUCCUUAAGGCGUUGGCUUGGGAACCAGCCUUGCAGAGACACUUUGUAAACACACAACUCGCGUACCAUCGCCUGCCGCAACAGAACCCGGAGUGGAGUCUGAACUUGGAAAUCACAGCCUCGAAUCAAAGACGAAAGUACCCCUACACGAUUGUAUGUGCUUCCGAGCGGUGGGCCGAUUUCGGGGCAGACCUUAAGGAUGGAGACUAUAACGUCUCUCUCUCGUACAACUUCACGGUCAAUAACCUACGCGUGGCCGAAAGCCCCUCGCCCCGCCUCCUGAUCACCAAAUGGGAUAUAGACACACCGAACGAACUCACCGUCAAAUGCGUGGUGUCCUUGUCCAGGCGCAAGAACGUGGGCAGGACGAACCAGCCAGUCGAGUUCAACAUGCGCAAGGCACACCUAGAGAUGUUCACCGUCACCAGGACCUACGACAUCACGGACGGGGUCAGGGCUGGGCAACGCACUCUGGCGCUGAGCAACAAGCGCAAGGUAAUAUCCAAGAAGAAGAAGGAUGAGGACAAGAAGAAGCCCCGAUACGACCCGGUGACGAGGCAAUUGGUGCCCCCGGGAGAGAAGAAGAGGGCCGACCAGCCGUACCAUCGUAUCGAGGAGGAGCUGGCGAAGAUCCGUCGCGAUCAUGCCAGCCGUAUCCCACCGCUCUUGGAUGCGAAAGUCUCCUCUCCUGUGCAGGGCCAUGUGGAACGCAUGGAACUCGCGACGGUCAAUAUCGUCGGCCCAACAAAAAGAAUCCAUGAAGAGUUCAUCGGUGACUGCGUGCGCGUCGAGUACGACCAGGGUUCCGUGAAGGCCAUUCCCGAUGUGCAGGACGCCCACAGCAAGGACGGCGUCCUCCACAACAUGGCCAGCAUUGUGACCCUCUUUCGGCGCUGGACCAACGUGUUCGGGGCGGUGGUCGCCGGGUCGACACCGCUGCUCAGCAUGAUCUACACCGGCGACGCCCACGACCGAGAGUGCCAGAUCCGCGAUACGAUCCCGCACCACGGCUCGCUCUGCUCCACCUCCGUCGAGUUCUACAACCGCGUCAACGCGCGCGUCUACCUGAUCUGCGCGAAGCAGAACACGCACGGCCUGCCCACCCUGCCAAUCCUGAAGGCCAUCGUCAGCCACACGGCGAAGUUCGGCAACCCCGGCGCCCACCUCUUCUUCUCCAAUCCGGACAGCCUCUGGAACCUCCCGUCCAGCUCCGCACCCAGCGACGGCGCUCCGUCGAACGUCAACCUCCUCCUCUCGGAAGAGUUCAAGCCCGGGGCGAAGUGUCGUGGCACGGUAGGGGGGACGUACAACUACACGUGCUACAUUAUGAAGCAUCGUCUGUCGCAGUGGAGGUGGGACAAGACCUCAGAGGAGAAGAAUGCGGGCAUAAUACUGCUGGGGAACGACAAGAACGGCAAGCUGGUGAUUACGGCGAGUGAGAAAUGGUGGGAUAUAUGGGAUGAGAAGAGGAUCAAUCAGGCGAACCCAGCGGAUGUGGAUCGUCUGGCGUCGUACCGUAAGCUGAGGUAA